UAUUUAUGCACAAAUACGGUGUGCACAGCCUUGAGUCACGCUGCUGCACAAAGAACUGGACUUCAGUGUUGUGUGUAUGUGACAACGGUCUCUUCCAAGCAGUGAGUAGGUGCUUUGCCUCCUUGUGAAACAUCUGAUGAGCCACUUGUGCGGAGUCAGCUACACCCCUUGCUGGCUGAGUGACAGUCCCCGCAGUAUAAAAGGGCCCUGAGGGGCAGACUGUGCUGGGUGCAGCUGAUACAGCAGCAGAACGAGGGCUUCUCCCAGGGCCUGCGGAUAGAAAACCUGUGCUGAGUUGUAGCUACCAACAGUUAAACUGCACAAAAUGCGUGAGAUCGUGCACCUUCAGAUUGGCCAGUGUGGAAACCAAAUUGGAGCUAAGUUCUGGGAGGUGAUAAGUGAUGAACAUGGAAUCGAUAUUGCUGGAAACUACUGUGGGAAUGCAUCGCUGCAGCUUGAGCGAAUUAACGUGUACUUCAACGAGGCUUAUUCCCAUAAAUUUGUGCCCCGUUCUAUCUUGGUGGACCUGGAGCCUGGGACAAUGGACAGCGUACGAUCUAGCAAAAUAGGCCCACUAUUUCGACCUGACAAUUUUAUCCAUGGUAAUUCAGGUGCUGGAAACAACUGGGCUAAGGGCCAUUACACAGAAGGAGCUGAACUGAUUGAAAAUGUCAUGGAUGUGGUCAGGAAUGAGUGUGAGAGCUGUGACUGCCUGCAGGGAUUCCAGCUGAUCCAUUCGCUUGGUGGUGGUACAGGCUCAGGUAUGGGCACGCUCCUCAUCAACAAAAUCCGAGAGGAAUAUCCCGACAGAAUUAUGAACACUUUCAGCGUUGUUCCUUCACCCAAAGUAUCCGACACAGUUGUAGAGCCCUAUAAUGCCAUCCUCUCCAUCCAUCAACUAAUAGAGAAUACAGAUGAAACCUUUUGCAUCGACAACGAAGCACUAUACGACAUAUGUUUUAGAACUUUAAAGCUCACCAAUCCCACCUAUGGGGACCUCAAUCACUUGGUGUCCCUGACCAUGAGCGGUGUUACCACCUCACUCCGUUUUCCCGGUCAGCUGAAUGCAGACCUGAGGAAGCUGGCUGUUAACAUGGUGCCCUUUCCUCGCCUGCAUUUCUUUAUGCCAGGCUUUGCUCCACUAACAGCGCGAGGUAGCCAGCAGUACAGAGCCCUCUCAGUGCCAGAGCUUACUCAACAGAUGUUUGAUGCACGCAACAUGAUGGCAGCCUGUGACCCCCGUCGUGGGCGUUAUUUGACUGUGGCGUGCAUCUUCAGAGGCCGGAUGUCUACCAGAGAAGUGGAUGAACAGUUGCUGUCCGUCCAGACCAAGAACAGCUCCUACUUUGUGGAGUGGAUCCCUAACAAUGUCAAAGUGGCUGUGUGUGACAUACCGCCACGAGGACUGAAGAUGGCAGCUACCUUUAUUGGCAAUAACACGGCCAUUCAGGAGCUCUUCAUCAGGGUUUCCGAACAGUUUUCAGCUAUGUUCAGAAGAAAAGCGUUUCUCCAUUGGUACACUGGGGAAGGCAUGGAUGAGAUGGAGUUUUCUGAAGCAGAGGGAAACACCAAUGACCUUGUUUCUGAGUACCAGCAGUACCAAGAUGCCACUGCAGAUGUUGAGGAAUAUGAAGAAGUGGAAGCAAGCCCAGAAAAGGAAACAUAAAAACAAUGGCAGUAUAGAACAUUCUCCAAGUAAGCCUGUUGUCAUGCACUAAAGGAAAAGCAUUAGCCACAAGCCGCAUAUCAGAAGUAACACCUUCCUUAAGAUAGUUUUCCUCUCCAAAAUUACAGUACAGUGCUUUGGAAAUGAACAGCAGGUGUGCUCUACUUCCCUGUCGACAUUAAAUCACUCCCAGAAAAGAUCCACUAUGAAGACAGGUUCCCUUGUAACAGUCUUGUAAAUGUAUUCUCUUCUGGAAUAUUAUUGCUAGAUGCUGCAUGUACUAUACAGCCUGUGUGUGUCUAUUGGGAUCACAAACAAUAGCAGAUGAUGUUAUAAACUCAUUGAAUUUCCUUAUUUUCUAUUAUUAUUUUUCUAUGUUAGCAGCCCUGUCACGCUGCUGGUUUGCAUUACUGCAGAGCUUGUACUCAUUUUAUGGUUUAUUUCAGUUUCAAACUAUAGCUUCAGUUAUACUCGCAUUCCACAUUGCAAACAGUGUUUAACAGUUCUGGUGUGGUGUUCUGGGUUUUGUUUCCCUCUUUCUAUGUAGUAACUAUUGUAAAUUUCCUCCCUGUUACUCAGUACAGCAACAGAUGGAGUGGUUUGCAGCUCAAUAAGUGAUGUGAGUUCAAUGGCAAUCACUAAACGAGAAAAACACCUCGAGGAAGAAAAACAUGCCUUCCACAGCCACCGACUGAACAGUGCGUUUAUAAUAUUCCUUGAAAUAAAAAUAUAUGGCGUUCUGUAAAAUACUGCAACACUUGAAAAAUUUAAA
Coturnix japonica (Japanese quail) is the source of this 2438-nucleotide messenger RNA. It is a transcript of the gene TUBB1, whose product is annotated as tubulin beta 1 class VI. Gene Ontology annotation, molecular function: structural constituent of cytoskeleton; GTP binding; GTPase activity. The record is from RefSeq and is a predicted model, not a curated record. Gene Ontology annotation, cellular component: microtubule. Gene Ontology annotation, biological process: microtubule-based process. NCBI's taxonomy places the organism in Eukaryota, Metazoa, Chordata, Aves, Galliformes, Phasianidae.